CCAGCAAUCGACCCUCACGUGGCAGGCGGCCUAACCGUGCUUUUCACCAUAAUCUAUAUUGCCCCCUUCUACCUUUCGCCAACCCUUCGGAGCAAUUCCAUCACCAAUCGUAAUACGCCUUCGGUUAUCAAGGCUCGUACCCGCGCUGUAUUCUGGAGCUGUGUGGCCAGCGUAAUCAUUACUGUCUGUGUGCUCUUCUUCAGAGGCCAUGUUGCCGUCGGGGAAGUGCUCCAUUUACUCGGCGUGUAUCCCGUGAACGUCCUCGAUACUGCCGAAUCUUUCCUACUUGUAGCCAUCCUCUUCGCUGGUCCUCUGUUCGAGAGAGUCAUUGUCGAGGGAGAAUGGAGAAGCUGGGGAGCUACUGCAAUCAAGGAAACGGUCUAUGAGGACCUGAUAGGUUGGCGUAAUCUCGUCGUUGGUCCAGUAAGCGAAGAACUGGUGUUCAGAAGUCUUGCAAUCUCCUUGUUUCUACUGGCGCAGACAUCUGCACGUCGCAUAACGUUCACCUCGCCGUUGAUCUUCGGUGUUGCUCAUGUACAUCACUUGCAUGAACACAUAAAUUCUUCUCGGCGGCCGGGAGCAAGCUAUCUAGCUACUGCUCUGACACCCUCGGUUAUACUGCCUGGUCUGAUUCGUUCCAUCUUCCAGUUUCUUUACACCUCGCUAUUCGGGUUCAUCGCUGCCUUCAUCUACCUACGUACGAGUUCUCUCGUAGCUUGCAUCCUUGCCCAUAGUUUCUGCAACUGGAUGGGUCUACCUAGAUUCUGGGGCCGUGUCGGACAGGAAGUUGGAGAAGAAAUGCUAGACCAGGCACAUUACGACGAUGGCAGCGUGACUGACGCCUUGAGAACGGGCACACACGGUCAACGACUGCCGAUCACCUGGACAAUUGCAUACUACAUAAUCCUCUUUGCUGGCGCGAUUGGAUUCUGGAAACUGCGGUGGUCGUUGACACACAGUGACCUGGCUUUGAUUCAAUUC
Molecule: messenger RNA, 981 nt
Organism: Aureobasidium vineae
Lineage: Eukaryota; Fungi; Ascomycota; Dothideomycetes; Dothideales; Saccotheciaceae
Source: the annotation of a GenBank genome assembly